Messenger RNA from Triplophysa rosa, 1850 nucleotides. Its product is annotated as apoptosis regulator BAX-like. Gene Ontology annotation, cellular component: mitochondrial outer membrane. Lineage: Eukaryota; Metazoa; Chordata; Actinopteri; Cypriniformes; Nemacheilidae. The transcript has 7 exons. Gene Ontology annotation, molecular function: protein heterodimerization activity; protein homodimerization activity; channel activity. Gene Ontology annotation, biological process: positive regulation of apoptotic process; extrinsic apoptotic signaling pathway in absence of ligand; mitochondrial fusion. The record is from RefSeq and is a predicted model, not a curated record. Bases 78 to 650 code for a protein of 190 amino acids.
UCGAAGUGUUCUUUCAUUAUGUUCUUGUUCUGUCAGCUGAAGGCAAUACAGUGUUCUUAGGUUACAUUCAUGCUAAUAUGGCAGCACUGUCAGCUGAAGGUUAUACAGGCAUUGAUCCGGUACUAGACCUGGGAACUGCACUUCUCAAAAACUCCAUCUAUGUGCAGGUUUGUCGCACUGGAGACUGCGAUGCUGAGGUAACCCGGAGUCAGCUGGGUGCAGUGGAGUUGAGUAACCCUAACCAUGAACGUCUUGUACAGUGUUUGCAGCAAAGAUAUGAUGAGUUGGAUGGAAAUGUACGGCUGCAGAUGAUGUUGAACAACCCUGCUCUUCAACUUACUAAAGACUUCUUUAACGAAGUGGCCCGUGGGGUUUUCUCUGAUGGGAAGUUCAACUGGGGCAGGGUGGCGGCACUUUUCUACUUUGCACAUAAACUUGUCAUCAAGGCUAUUUUAACAAAGAAUCCUGAAAUCAUUAGAAGUAUUAUCAGCUGGACCAUGUCCUUCAUUCAGGAUCAUGUGAUUAACUGGAUCAGGGAAGAGGGUGGAUGGGGGGGAAUUCUCUCUUACUCCGGGACCCCCACAUGGCAGAUCAUCGGGGUCCUCCUUGCAGGAUGUCUUGCCACUUUCCUGGUGAUUUGCAAAACUUGAAGGCGCACAGAAAAGUACAAGGAAUUUGAGGUGAACCAGUUUAGCAAAAGAGAACGAAAAGAGGGAAGAGACCAGAGGAAUGGACAGUUUGACUAAAAACAAAAUGGUGUUUUAAGAUCUUUCAUAUUCUGUUAUUUUUUCUAUAUUCAAUCAUGAAGGUGUAGGGUUAAACCUCUCAAGCAUAAAUGUAGUGUUUGCAACUUUUGGUAAGGAAUACAAUAACACAGUCAACCAAUCACUCAGCAUUAUGGUCUUGUUAGUCUCCUCUGUACUAUAUUUUUAUUGCUGGUAAAUCAAAAAACCCACUUUGCUACCCUUGUCUCUUUUUUAUACAUUGUUUAUAUAUUGGAUAAAGGUUUUAGGCUUUUCAUCAAUUCUUUUUUUGACAGUGCCUUGGCCUUUUACAAGACACCACUCUUUUUCUGUCAAUUGUGUACCCUGAUGAAGUCCAUGCACAUCUUAUCUUGUAAAAUGCAAAAUAAAACUGUUUUUAUUCAUUUCAAUUUAUUUAAGAGUAACAGAUUCUGAUCUUUUAACUGUAUGGGGACUGGACAGGGAUUAUCUUAAUCCAGGACUAGGCUUUAGUUGAAUUAGGACAUUUAAGUAUAAUUUUUACAAAUAAACAUGUUUUACUUUUCUAUCACUUUCUACAUCAUUCUAUAAUUUUGGAAAGAAAUGCAUGUACAACAUAAUUUACUACAAUACCUUAAAGAUUUCUUAAAAUGCCAACCAUUGAAUAAUCUCUUGGAUCUAAUCUUUACACAUUUUUUAUGGUACCAAAUGCAUUAAAACCUUAUUCACAAACAUGCUGGGCUGCGUUUCCCCAAAACAUUGUAAGCCUACGUUGAUUGUAGCUCCAUUGGUAACAAUGGUUCUAAAAUCAAUUUAAGGUUACGAUGCUUUUGGGAAACGCAGCCCUGAAAGGAUCUUUAACCAAGGCAGAGAAUAAAAAAACAGAAAGUGCAAGGUUGACCCUGUUGCUAUGGAAGAUGUCAAAAAAAUGAAAGCUUACAAAAUGCCCAGUGAUCCUCUACAUUGCCAUAUAUAAAUGUUCUUUUACCACGUCCUCCCUCUCUCAAAAGAAACAAGUUUCUUAAUAUGGGGAGACAUAAAUUAGGGAAAUACUGAACACAUCGGAAACAACAUUAAAUGUUAUCAAUUUAUAUACCAAGAAUACGAAUUCUCAAUGGCAUGUUGAAU